AUGAAGGCCUUUAGGCGAUCCUUGAAGGGGGAGAAAGAUCCCAAACAUCAUCACAUCUCCAUUACCCCCAAAUCCGCCAUCGCCAUCUUACCCCCCAAGAAAGUAAUUAAAGCCCUCUACGAUUAUCAACCUGAGGGAACCUCGCAGGAAUUGGCCUUCAGCAAGGGUGAUUUCUUUCACGUUAUCAGCAGGGAGGACGAUUUGGAUUGGUACGAAGCGUGCAAUCCGCUGAUCCCUAGCGCCAGGGGGCUCGUGCCCGUCUCCUUUUUUGAGGUUAUCGGCAAAAACGAGAGGGAUAGUGGGGGCUCUGGAGACUUGUCUAAGAACCACCACGACUCAGGCUUCUCCGACCGCGGUCUUUCCCGAUCAAAUUCUUCCAACACGAAGAACGGCGCAUUCAGGAUGUCUGCACUCAAGGGCCAGGGCGCCAUGGUUUAUGGAAUUGUCCAGUACGAUUUUCAAGCGGAGCGACCCGAUGAAUUGGAUGCGAAGGCGGGCGAGGCCAUUAUCGUCAUCGCCCAAUCCAACCCGGAAUGGUUUGUCGCCAAACCCAUCGGGCGUCUCGGCGGGCCAGGCCUGAUUCCCGUUUCUUUUAUCGAAUUGCGUGAUAUGCAGAGCGGCCAGGCCGUCACCGACCCGUUGGAUGCCGUGCGGCGCGCCGGCGUUCCCAAGGUCGAGGAGUGGAAGAAAAUGACUGCCGAAUAUAAGAACAGCAGUAUCACUCUGGGCAAAAUUGACGCUGGCCAGGGCGGUGGCAACGUGACGGCGGUCACGUCCGGCAUGGACAAGAUGUCCAUGGGCCAACAGACUCGGAUGAGUCAAAAUGGCAAUGGCUAUGAUCACCAACGUACCGCUAGCAAGGGAACCUUGUCGCAAGUGUCCACGUCGCAACAGGCCUACCAAACCCUCAUCCCUGUCUCCGCGUAUAUUCCCCGCUAUUGUUUCGAUAACGAUAAAUAUUGGUACAUCAUCGAAGCGAAGAUGGAGGACGGGCGCUGCUGGGAGCUGUCGCGUUAUUACCACGAUUUCUACGAUUUCCAAAUCGCCCUUCUGACUCAAUUCGAAGAGGAAGCUGGCAACCGUGGCCGUUCGCGAAUCCUCCCCUUCAUGCCGGGUCCUGUCACCCAUGUUACCGAUGCCAUUUCCAAUGGCCGUCGUCAGAAUUUGGAUGAAUACAUCAAGAAGCUGCUGUCGAUGCCCCCGCAUAUUUCGCGCUGUCAACUUGUGCGCGACCUCUUUGCGCCCCGCGAAGGAGAUUUCGAAAUCGAUCCCAAUGCGUUCGGCGAAGACGCCCGAUACUCAGGUACAUCUCAACAUUCCGGCGGCAUGGAUCCCCAAGGAAGUGUCUCGCGCCAGUCUUCCCAGCAACAGAUCAAUGCAGCCUCGGAUCGCACAUCCCAGCAGCGUGCGUCCGCAGCGACGGCCUACACCAACGGUGGCCCACCACCCAUGAACCGGCAAGCCAGCUCCAUCACCCAAGCCUCUGCCGCCUCAGCCAAUAGCGCGAUGAAGGUGAAGGUGUUCUUCCAAGAUGAUUUGAUUGCUAUCCGUAUCCCAUCCGGUGUGAGCAUGCAGCAUCUCAAGGACAAGCUGUGUGACCGAUUGAAGAUCCAGGAUGAAAUACUUGUGCAGUACCGCGACGAAUCCACCGGCUCCUACAUCGAUCUCCAUACUGAUCAGGAUUUGGAGAACGCCAUGCAGCGGAACACUAAGCUGACGCUCUUUGUCAGCGUCGGAUAA
Messenger RNA from Penicillium paradoxum, 1740 nucleotides. RefSeq names its product phosphatidylinositol-3-phosphate-binding protein BEM1. Gene Ontology annotation, molecular function: protein binding; phosphatidylinositol binding. NCBI's taxonomy places the organism in Eukaryota, Fungi, Ascomycota, Eurotiomycetes, Eurotiales, Aspergillaceae. The coding region runs from base 1 to 1740 and encodes 579 amino acids. Gene Ontology annotation, cellular component: mating projection tip. The record is from RefSeq and is a predicted model, not a curated record. Gene Ontology annotation, biological process: conjugation with cellular fusion. The transcript has 4 exons.